Molecule: messenger RNA, 4469 nt
Organism: Ictalurus punctatus (channel catfish)
Lineage: Eukaryota; Metazoa; Chordata; Actinopteri; Siluriformes; Ictaluridae
Gene: spx
Product: spexin hormone
Exons: 6
Coding region: 3639-3992 (117 amino acids)
Molecular function (GO): neuropeptide hormone activity
Source: RefSeq, a predicted model, not a curated record
GACGUAUUCCGAGUGCGUAAAUCCAGCCGCGUAUCUUUUUUUACGUCUUUAAAUCCUUUCUAAAAGAUAGAACUCUUACAUGUUUACUAGGUGACUAAACAACUCUGCAGGUUAUAAUCUGGGAAGUGCAGUCAUGGGAGUAAUCUCAUGGGUUUUGUAAUAAAAAUCCAUAAACAUUUUUUGACGCAAAUGUGAUAAUUCAUGCAGUAGAGGGUUAAUUAAUUAAUCAAUCAGUUACUUAAUGACACACCUCACAGUGCAUAGUUUUAUUUAUAUAUACAUAUACACAGCACAAAAAAACAACAACAACAAAAACCCAGGAAGUCAGCUGCAGUGUUUCUUUUUUUUUUUUUUUUUUUUCUUCACUUAUUUAAAAAGUUUCAUUUUUUUAUUUUUUAUUUUACUUGACAUAUAUCUCUCAUAUAUAUUCUUUCUCAUAUUUCCUUUUGUCAUUUAUUUUAAACAUGUUUAAGGUGUUAACCCUUUUUGGGUUUUUUUUUUUCUUUAAAAAAAAAAUACUGCUAUUGUUUAUUGGUAGAAGUAACAAUUCUGUUCAUUUUCUUUUAAACUUUUUUUUUUUAUUAUUAUUAUUAUUAUUUAUUUUAUUUUAUUUUUUUACAAAUUUUCUUUAAGGUUUAAGGCUUUUUAUGUGUAUUUUACAGGUGUCCAUGAUCUUGAAGGGCUCUGUAUACUGUCGUUAUUUCUGUGUCGUGGCGUAAGUAUUUGAAUUCUCUGUAAGAAUCCGGACCGUUCUAUUUUUAUUAUUUUAUUUUAUUUAUUUAUUUUUUAAACGUUUUUUUUUUUUUUUUUUUUAAAUCGCACCAUUUAGGACGGAUCAGGUUUUUAUUUUAACGAGCGACGAUAAAUGAUCUUCAUUAAACGAGACACUAUUUGAUGAGUUUUAGAAGGUGCUCUUUAACGAGCCUUUAAUAUUCGUUAGGAAGACUUGAGAAGCGUUACAAACUUUCAUCACCGUAAAAAUAUUUACUACCAAAAUUCUGAGAAUUUUGAAUUCCAUCAGGGUACAGUCAGGGUAACUUUUUUUAUUGUUUUUUUAAAAUUUUUUUAAACCUUUUAUGAUUUAUUAAAAGUAAAUAUUCUCAUAAUGCAUGACGGUGAUUAAAAAUAUCCCACACUUUGAAGCGACAUUAAAAGGAUGAUUGAUUGAUUGAUUUAUUUCAAUUGGGAAGAAUACGCCACAAGCUCGAGUCCUGCCGUGGAGGAGUCCGUACACCGGAGGUCAGGCUCAACAUUCUGGAUUAGUCGGAAGAACGACGACGAGACCGAGGAUAAGUUUGAGCGCGAUGCUUCCACCACCACGCUUCACAGUACAGACGGCGUUCUCGUGGUGUUGGGUUUUUACACCAAAUGUAAAGCUUUGUGCCGAGGACUAAAUAUUCAAUUCAGUCGAAAAACCAUUCCUCAGAGAAAGAAAAACAAAGUACAGUCAGCUCUCCAUAUUCACCGGGGGUAGGGGCGCAGGACCCUGAAAAUCUCUACGCCCCAUAUUUAACAAGCUUAGCGGUUAGCACGUUCGCCUCACACUUCCAGGGUCGGGGCUUCGAUUCCCACCGUGGCCCUGUGUGUGUGUGUGUGUGUGGAGUUUGCAUGUUCUCCCCGUGCUGCCCUCCGGGUACUCCGGUUUCCUCCCCCAGUCCAAACACAUGCAUGGUAGUCUGAUUGGCGUGUCUAAAGUGUCCGUAGUGUAUGAAUGUGUGUCUGAGUGUGUAUGGAUUGGCACCCUGUCCAGGGUGUACCCCGCCUUGUGCCUCAUGCUCCCUGGGACAGUCUCCAGGUUCCCCGUGACCCUGAAGAGGAUAAGCGGUAUAGACGAUGUAUGGAUGUACUACAGCAGAUUCCGUAAUGUCAGGCAACCUGUACGAAGCGUAUCUAAUCAUUCACCGUUUUCACACUGUAAAAUGGAGACACAGGUUUUUCCCCCUCAUUUAUAAUCCAUCAUUCUAGGUUUGAAAUAAAAUCUACGUGAGAAAGGGGAGAUUGAUAAAGUGAGCAAGGGCGGUUAUUAACAUGAUUGAUGUUGGCUAAAAAAGGUAAGAGGAAGUGGUGUAGCGUCGUUAAUCACCUCGGGUCACAGAGACGCUCAAUACACUGUCCAGAGGAGAACGUCAUCAAUCCCGGCCGAGUGGGGAAACCCUUUCAUCAUACGGCCAUUCAGAAGAAAAGUGUGUGAGACAGACAGAGAGAGAGAGAGAGACGCUUCACCGAUCACGUCGUAAACACAUUCAUAUCUCUACAGACGUGUCACUAAUUCAUCUGCUUUGUAAAAGCCUCGUAUAAUAUAAAUCCCUUCUAAUAUAUAAUAUGAGCUUACUUCUCGAGAUAAACAGAUCUAACAUUCAUACAGUGCGAUAAAUAUCGAAAAAUAUCAACCGUGUAUAUUUACAUGGCAUUUCUAAAAAAUCUUAUUGCAUCAUCAUCAUCAUCAAUAUUCAUCAUCAUCAUCAGAGGAUCCGGAAUCUGUCUUUUAUGAAAUCUAUCGUCUACUGAAGUGUCUGCAUUACAAUAAAUAUUUCGAAAACAUCAGACGGAUAUAAAAGUUUCAGGAUAUUUCGCGUUCCGUCAUCGCCGUGAGCUGAGCGUCAGAGACGCUAUGUCAUAAGCUGUUUAUAAAUAUAUCAGCUAUUCAGAACAUCAGGCGUUAUAAACCUUGCUCUAUUUAUUUAUUUAUUUAUUAAUAAUUUUUUAAAAGGCAUUAUAAUUUUUGGUUUGUAAGGCAUCGAAUUCACCGCACGCGGUGUUUGUAACAGUAUAUCAAUACCGCGCGCUUGGUUUCCUUGGUAACGGUGUUGCGAUACCGUACGUCGUGAGCGGUCGUGUUGAUAAUGCGUAAUAAAUAUCGUGUGUAAUACGUUAUGAAUGCUUCUAUAACGUGAUCUGGAUGUGUUCAUAGUUCAUAUGAGCGCUUAUAGCCAUCUCGUACGAGGUGUUAACAGAUAAACCGUCUAAACGGUCUGUUUGUCACCUUCAGAACGAGCUUAUCACGUCACCAGCGAGUGCUGUUUAAUAACGCAUUCAUCGACGUGUGACGUCCACUGUUAAUGUAGCAGACGAAUGAUGUUUCACUAGAUUAUAUUUCUGUAAGUGUUCUAAACGGCGUGUCGCCACCGAGUUAUUUAGUAAGCACUUUAGAAAUGUGCGAUGUACACGGCGUUAACGUGAUGUGUUUGAGAAUUCUGAUAGAAUUAUGUGACGUCAUAAUGAAUAGUUUAUUACAUCGUCUCUGAGGGUCAGGUAUCAGAAAAUGUUCUUUUUAAAUGGAACUGUAAACUGUACCGCAGGGGUGUGUGUGUGUGUGUGUGUGUGUGUGUGUGUGUGUUUGUUUAUUUGUUUGUUUGUUUGUUUGUUUAUUUAUUGCUAAAAGUGUACAAGCCCUUCCCACGUGUUAAUCAAUGUUUCUUGACCUAUCGUCAUAGAUGCUGCUCAUUAACCACAGCGGUGUGUGUGUGUGUGUGUGUGUGUGUGUGUGUGUGUGUGUGUGUGUGUGUGUGUGUGUGUGUGAGACUUCCUCCACCCUCCAUGCUCUUAUUAUAAAUAGGAGUGAAUUUUUAGGAGCGACUUUAUCCACACUCCUCUCUCUCUCUCUCUCUCCAACACACUGAGGAGCUCCCGGCAGAGACAUGAAGAGUGUGAAGAUGUUCGCAGCUUAUGCGCUGGUGUUCCUCUUGCUGUCCUCACUUGUCUCUCAGGCGUGCAGUGCUCCGAAGGGCAGGUUCCAGCGGCGUAACUGGACUCCUCAGGCCAUGCUGUACCUCAAAGGCACACAGGGACGGCGCUUCGUGUCGGUGGACAGAAACGAGGGAGACGUCUUCGACACGCUCCACUUAGAAACGCAGAAUGAAAACACGGAGAAUCUGAGCGUCUCCAAGGCGGCCACCGUCCUCCUCAACUUCCUCCAGCAAGCCAAAGACGAAGGAAUGGAUAACGGAUUAUUCUUGCAAGACGCCCCGGUUUGGAAAAGAGACUACUUCUGAGAAAGGUCCUGCGUUAUAUGAACUGAACUGUACAGUUUUAUUCAUUUCUGUUCUCGCUGUAUUUCCGUCUUGUUUGAGGUAAACUCGUGUUUAAUGGAUAUUUCAUGUACGACGCACAGAUUUUGAACUUCCUGUGUGUUUGUGGUGUUUAAUAAAACUGGAUUCGCAUCCACAGCAUCCGUCGGGCUCCGUCAUGUUUAAGGCGAGGUUUGUUUUCCUUGUGAAAAUAACGUGACAGCCUUUCACUGUGGAUUUUUCAACGCCGCUGCCGCAAAGCGGAUGACGAGAUCGAUCGCGAAGCGUUUCAGGAAAAGCAAGUGAUUUCGGAUUGUAGUCUUGUUUACCGCAUGGAGACACAGACAUGUUUUAAUGGGGAAAUUGUAAAACAUCCUCCUUUAAUACAAAAAAAAAAAGGGGGGGGCACAAACUUUUGCACUCAACUUAUUGUGGUCGUGGUGUCCACAAUCAGAAAUGCCA